This is a messenger RNA of Symbiodinium natans, 945 nucleotides long. Lineage: Eukaryota; Dinophyceae; Suessiales; Symbiodiniaceae. The record is from the annotation of a GenBank genome assembly.
AUGUUGCGCUUGCUUGCGGUGACCGCCUGCCUCGCCAAAGUCGCCAUCGCCACGUGCCCUGACGAUCCGGAGGUGGACCUUUGCGAGACAACCGGCGAAGAGACGGGCUCCGCAUUCCGCGGCUCGCCGUGGAUGGCGCUGCUGCUGCCCCUCGCCUCGGCCCGUCCCAAGGUUGCCACAGGCUUAGCGUUGGCACUGGCGAUGGCUGUCGGGGCGGAGGCCGUCACUUGCGGCGAGGUGAAGGAUUUCUACAAGAGUGAGCAGUGCUGUGGCUCCCCCACCACGGUGCUGAGCAACCCCCAUAAGAGCGAUGCCUACAACAACGACACCGAUGCGAUGGCGUACGACGCGGCCUCCUCCGGCAGGCGCCUGGCCAGCAACCCACGCCCUGGCUUCAUGUGCCCAACGGACACGCUCACUGACGCGCAGAUGACGCCGUACACCUUUCAGCACUGCACGGGUGACGUGCAGGUCGGCAAGUCCUACGAGGUCCACUACGUGCACUCCUCAGCCGGCACCGACAACGAUGCUUCGGACGGCAUGAAUGCAGACCUCCUCGCGGAUGGUUUGGGAGGUGCCGCAAACGGCCGUGGCCUUCUGAACCCUAUGGUCGUGGUGCAGGGCCAGAUCUACCAGAUCGUGAACGGGGGGCCUACUGUGAACGAUCUGCUGCAUGGCUGGACUGUUGUUGGACAUAACAACUCCGUCAUGUACUCUGGGUCAACCACCGGCCAGUCGCACGACAACUCAGUGUGCUCUCCAUACGUCAUCACUUGGCAUGUGGACAAGGAUUGCCACCAGGUUUCCCCCGAGUCUUUCGACAACCUCUGCAAGCAGAUGAAGGACCUGUACGGGAUGUCGGUUGACCUCGCACCCCACGGCUCUCGCAUUCUGGUGUCUCCGACCUACGUGGUGCAAUCUCAGUACGUUGUGCCCUUGGCCUGA